AUGCCUUUUCUGUCUCGUGUGUGGGGCAUAUUGUCUGUAUUAAGAGCAAUCCAACACCCUGUAAAUCUUUUAGAGCUUACCCUGUGUUUAUAUAGCAAGAGGUCGACUCGCACUUUGCCAUUGGCUUCAUCGUUACACCAAGGUUUUAUUGGCAGUUAUCGGAACAACUUAUGCAAUGAGGCCUUGGGAGGGCAAAUCUUGCUCUUAUACCAAACUUUUGGCACGUGCGAUGCAUGUGGCGUAUUUGUAACAGGGAUUUCGCCGGGAUCCUCACACAAUGCAUCCGUCUCCGUCAUAUCACUUUCUGUUAAUUCUACUGGUGGUUCCGGUGUGGUUGCUUCUUCAAUAAUAGGUUCACAAUUUUACAUGCAGAACCCUGUUUCUCUGUCUGAACUGUCACCUAUUGGUGGUAGUACCAUUGGCUUUAUCGUUACACCUACAAGAGUUUUAUUGUCAGUUAUCGAAACAACAUACGCAACGAUACUUUUCUCUUCCGGCCUUGGGAGCGCAAAUCUUGCUCUUAUACCAGCUAGAUUGAAAGUAUAUAGCCAGGGAGAGUCGAGACCAGGACAAGGGCACGGACCUAAAGUAAACUUUUGGCACAUGCGAUGA
Messenger RNA from Fraxinus pennsylvanica, 612 nucleotides. NCBI's taxonomy places the organism in Eukaryota, Viridiplantae, Streptophyta, Magnoliopsida, Lamiales, Oleaceae. The record is from the annotation of a GenBank genome assembly.